Molecule: messenger RNA, 3054 nt
Organism: Nicotiana attenuata
Lineage: Eukaryota; Viridiplantae; Streptophyta; Magnoliopsida; Solanales; Solanaceae
Exons: 5
Coding region: 1-3054 (1017 amino acids)
Source: RefSeq, a predicted model, not a curated record
AUGGCUAUCGAUCAGACCGAAGAAGUCACGCCCAACACGAGCAGAAAUGACCAACCUGUUAUUGAUGUAAGCAGUCCUCUGUACAUUCAUCCUUCCGAUAGUCCCGGAGUAACUCUAGUGCCGGUUCCGUUUGACGGGAUUGGAUAUAGGUCGUGGAGAAGAAAUGUGUUGAGAGCCCUGUCUGUCAAAAACAAAUUAGGGUUCGUAAAUGGAGACUGUUCGAAACCUUCCCCUAAUUCACCACAAUUUCGUCACUGGGAAAGGUGUGACAACAUGGUAACUUCCUGGAUUCUCAAUUCUCUGUCAAAGGAAAUUUCUGAUAGUGUUGAGUAUGUUAGUGAUUCAGUAGAAUUAUGGAGAGAAUUGGAAGAUCGAUAUGAUCAAACGAACGGUGCAAAGCUGUAUCAAAUCCAAAAGGAGAUCAAUGAUCUUGUUCAAGGGUCUUUGGACAUUACUACCUACUACACGCGAAUGAAAAGACUAUGGGAAGAGUUGAGCAAUCUCAAUGCAAGGUCUCAGUGCACUUGUGCUUGUACGUGUGGCUCAAAGGACAGUAUGCAUAAGGCAGAGCAGGACAGGCAACUUAUUCAGUUUUUGAUGGGAUUGAAUGAAGUGUACACGACAAUGAGAGGAAGCAUUUUGAUGAUGAAGCCCUUACCAUCAUUGGCACAAGCCUUUUCUUUGUUGGUGCAAGAGGAAAAGCAAAGGGAGUUCAAACCAAGCAGUCAUUUGAAGCUGGAGUCUACCUCACUUCAUGUGAACACUGCACCUUCACAACAUCAAAAUCCUUUUGGAGCUCGGAAUUUCAAGACACACUAUACAGCUAACUCAGGCCAAUCCAGGGGUCGACCAUUCUGUGACUAUUGCAAGAGACCUGGCCAUACAAAAGACAAAUAUUACAAGUUACAUGGAUAUCCCCAGGGCAAUUCCUACAACAAUCAAGUUUCAAAUCGCACCAAUGCUCAACAGUUUAAUCAAGGGAAUAACUCAGGUCAAGUUCAAGGCCACAGAUUUAACAGAGCUAGAGGAACUGUAGCAAAUGUACAUGGAACCCCUACUGAUCUACUGCAAAAUGAGGAAGAUGAGACAAUCCCACACAGUGAGAAUCAGAAUGAGGAUCUUCCAGCAAUGCCAACAUUACCAGUGGUUCUGCCAAUUUUGCAGGCCCCUUCAGUGAAGAGGCCUCAGGUGAUUGGUAGUAGCAGAAAGGGAUUGUACUAUCUCUGCUCCAGGUGUCUAAAGGGUAAAAGUUCUGUUUCAAAUUCUAAGAAUAGUCUCAAGUCAGUCAACAUUCCUGAUUAUUCUCAAAGCAGCAUUCCACACUGUAAUGCCCAAAAUCCCACCAGUGUCACAUCUCCAGUUGUACCUCAAUCCCCUGUAUCCUCAGCUGAUAAUGAUACUACAAUGCACACAUCAAAUACUCAACCUUUCAAUCAUUCUCCUGUAAUUUCACAUCAAACACUUGACCCUAACUCACCAACAUCUACUCAAUCAAAUACUUCACCCCCUUUGAGAAGAACCAUUAGAACUCACAGAACACCUACAUACCUUCAGGAUUAUGUCUACAGCCUGCCUAAUAUAUCAAAUUCUAAUGUUCCUCAGGAAUCACCUUCCUUAAGUGCACUUUUCUCAAAUCAUAGCCAUGUUACACCUGAUGUUCUAUGUCCUGAAAGUCAGCACUUAGUGACAAAUGUUUGUCAUGAUAGUGAGCCAUCAUCAUAUGGAGAGGCAGUUCUCAGCCCUGCAUGGCAAGCAGCCAUGACUCAGGAAUUUGAGGCUCUCUAUACAAAUAACACUUGGGACUUAGUCCCUUUGCCAGCUGGAAAGCAGGCAAUAGGCUGCAAGUGGGUCUAUAAAAUCAAACAUAAAGCAGAUGGCAGCAUAGAAAGGUUCAAGGCUAGAUUAGUGGUAAAAGGGUAUACCCAACAAGCAGGGAUUGACUACACAGAGACCUUCUCCCCUGUUGUCAAAAUGACAACAGUUAGAGUUUUGUUCACUGUUGUUGUAAAGAAGAGCUGGGACAUAUUCCAACUAGAUGUAAACAAUGCAUUCCUUCAUGGUGAUCUAUAUGAAGAAGUGUACAUGGAAGUACCACCAGGCCUUCUAAUUGAUCAAACUGGUCCACAAAAGGUAGUUUGCAAACUUAAUAAAUCAUUGUAUGGGCUAAAGCAAGCCAGCAGACAAUGGUAUGCUAAGUUGACUGAAGCCCUAUCCUCAUUGGGGUAUAGACAUUCUGAGAAUGAUUACUCACUCUUCUCCAAGAAGACUUCUUCUCACACCAUAUUUGUAGCUGUCUAUGUUGAUGAUGUUAUCAUCACUGGGGAUGAUUCACUUGAGAUAGCCAAUUUAAAAUCAUUCCUUGAUAAGCAAUUCAGAAUUAAGGAUCUUGGGAAACUCCAUUACUUCUUGGGCCUAGAAGUUCUCUACAAGUCAGAUGGAAUCAUCAUGUCUCAAAGGAAGUUCACCCUAGAUUUGCUAAGAGAAUAUGACUGUUUUGGCUACAGCAGUCUGUCUUCUCCCCUUGAUCCUGCUGUGAAGUUGAAGGGUAAUGAAGGCACUCUCCUUCCAGAUCCUACAUAUUACAGAAAGUAUCUCAAGAGUGAUGCCACUCUUGGUAUAUUCUUUUCCAACAACACUGACUGCUCCAUUAGUGCCUACUGUGACUCUGACUGGGCUUCAUGCCCUGAUUCUAGAAAGUCUGUUACUGGGUACAUAGUUUUGGUGGGAGAUAACCCCAUUAGUUGGAAGUCAAAGAAGCAAGAAACUGUUUCCUUAUCUUCAGCUGAGGCAGAGUACAGGUCCCUAAGGAAGGUAGUAGGAGAACUGGUAUGGUUAAACAGAUUAUUUGAGGAGUUCACUGUUUCACAGUCCAGCCCCAUUGCUGUGUUCUGUGACAGUCUAUCUGCUAUUCACAUUGCUCACAAUCCAGUUUUCCAUGAAAGGACAAAACAUAUCGAGGUUGAUUGCCAUUUUGUACGGAAUAAACUUCAGGAAGGCUUGAUUUCUCUCCACCAUGUAGCCACCACUAACCAGCUAGCUGAUAUACUCACCUAA